This is a messenger RNA of Penicillium chermesinum, 261 nucleotides long. RefSeq lists its product as uncharacterized. Bases 1 to 261 code for a protein of 86 amino acids. The record is from RefSeq and is a predicted model, not a curated record. Lineage: Eukaryota; Fungi; Ascomycota; Eurotiomycetes; Eurotiales; Aspergillaceae. The transcript has a single exon.
AUGAGAAAAGGCUGGCAGGUCGGAAGCUUUUGGUUUUUCCAAGCCUUGGAUAGCCCUAAAGGCCUAUUCAACAUUUUCCGUGACCAUAUCCAGCCAAGAUUUGCGCCAUCUCAAAGUGCUGAUCCAUCGGACUUCUCCAGAAUAGUAACCGAGUACUGGGCUGUGGAUACCAAGGAUGUUAUCGAGGGAAAGUUGAAGGACAAGGAAGUCUACGAAAAUGAACUACGUUUGCGUUUCCGAAAUGGGCCUGAUUGCACAUAG